Messenger RNA from Penicillium argentinense, 1338 nucleotides. RefSeq names its product Zn(II)2Cys6 transcription factor domain-containing protein. Bases 1 to 1338 code for a protein of 445 amino acids. The record is from RefSeq and is a predicted model, not a curated record. Lineage: Eukaryota; Fungi; Ascomycota; Eurotiomycetes; Eurotiales; Aspergillaceae. Gene Ontology annotation, molecular function: zinc ion binding; DNA-binding transcription factor activity, RNA polymerase II-specific. Gene Ontology annotation, biological process: regulation of transcription by RNA polymerase II. The transcript is spliced from 3 exons.
AUGCAUCAAAUAAAAUCACCAGCAGGGUCUGGGACCUCUGACGAUCGUUCGUCGGAGGACAGCUCCUCAGAUCGCCAACAACUGCAAACCGUCUUCAGAAUAUCCCUGCCAGGCAAGAAACAAAAGACGUUCCAUGCACGACGAGCACAUAAAAAAUCCCGAGGGGGCUGCGUGACGUGCAAAAAGAGGAGAGUGAAGUGCGAUGAGCAAAAGCCUCUCUGCCAAAAAUGCCAAAACAAAGGACUUGUGUGCUCCUAUACCCCGGAAUUAGACUUGGCGCAUCAAAAGAAAAUAAGUAAAGCCCUUGGUGUGGGUGACCCGACAGCUACAUUCUUCUCCCUUUCUUUUGAAGAUGUUUUGAACAAAGUUGAGACGGCACUCGGCUUUGAUUCAAGGCCUAUACCACCUAAACUGAUUAGUCAGAGCUCUGGGCAUCCUAUGAGUACGAUCGCGUUCCAGCAUUUUAUGAGAUGUUCCCUUGAGACUGUUGCAAAUCCUGGUAUACGCGAGGUCAUGGGUUCGGAUAUGAAUCCCCAUGUAAUGUAUACGAUUCUCGCAGUCGGCCUCCUCCACCUCAAUCGCGUCUCUCCAAACAAAGAGCGAUCAUACGCAGAAAUCUAUUUCUGGCAACGCGCCAUCCAACUCUACCAAAAAGAACUCUCCACCUCGGUCCGAGCAGACAAUGUCGACGCCCUCCUCUCAUCCUGCAUGAUGAUGGGCGUAAUGACAAUCUGCCCAGAAAACUUUAAACCCACAGAUUCCUGGGUUCUAACCAAUAAACCCGAACGGAUGAACUGGCUCUGUCUACAAAGCGGUCUAAGAAUAAUAAUCACUCUCGCUGCCCCAUACAUUCCAAACAGCAUUUGGGCCUCAUCAUUCGAAUCAAUCCACAAAGAAGAACUCAAAAUCUUCGAACGGGAGUACGAAACAGGCCGAGACGGUCUCGAUUCCGACCUCGCAGAUCUAUGCGGAAUAGACGAGUACACCACUGAGAAUAACAGCGUAUAUCAUAAUCCACUCCGGAUCCUUACUCCGCUCCUGAAGCUGGAGAAGAAUAGGCCGAAUGCGGCGCACUGCGCUACAUUUAUGGGUCGACUAGAGUGUGAUUUUCUCGCGCUUUGUCGUAAGAGGGAGGUGCCUGCUCUUGUUAUUUUGGCGCAUUGGCUGGGCCUCAUGUGUACGGUCGCUGAAUGGCAGCCGUGGAUUGAAGGGAGAAUUAGAGGAGAGUGUAUUGCGAUCUGCAUGUUUUUGGAGACCAGCACUGAUCCUUUGGUGCGACGACUGUUGAAGUUUCCUGCUGCGGCUUGUGGGUAUGAGCUUAGUACCUCAUCAGGUUAA